Messenger RNA from Rotaria sp. Silwood1, 798 nucleotides. Lineage: Eukaryota; Metazoa; Rotifera; Eurotatoria; Philodinida; Philodinidae. The record is from the annotation of a GenBank genome assembly.
AUGGAAAAAUCACAAAAUAUAUCAGAUAUUGAACAAACAAAAUUAUUUUCUAUUAUUCAACAACGUUCACUUGAGCGUGAAAUUGAUCUUUUUGAUAAUUCAGAUGAAGGAAUUAAAGGUCAUAUGGAAAAUCUUAAAUUAAAAUGUGAUAAUAAAAAUAUUGAACUUGAAUUUGAAUUAUUACGUUUACGUGAACGUUAUAAUGAGUUAAUUGAACAUACAAAUACACUUAAAUAUGAAUUAAUUAAUGCACAAAAACAAUUACAUGAAAAAGAAAAAAUUGAAUCAAAUUUAAAUGUUGAUUUGGAAAAAGAACGACGACGUGCAGAUGAAUUUGAAAAUGAUUAUAAAUCUUUAAAAAUAAAAUAUGAUGAUGUAUGUGAACGUAUUCGUAUAGCUACACAUCAAUUAGAACAUGUACAAAUUGUACUUGAAGAAACAUCACGUCGUUGUGAACAAUUGGAAAAAGAAAAGUCUGAAAUUAAUGCUCAAUCUGAAUAUCUUUCACAAAAUGUUCUUAAUGUAACAUCAAAAUAUAAAGAUAAAUUAAAUAUAAUUAAAGUUCGUUUAGAACAAGCAGAACGUGAAAGACGUGAAGUACAACUUCGUAAUGAAAAAUUUCAAAAUGAUAGACAACCAUUUGACAUAAAAAAUGAUACAAAUGAUGUUGAUAUUUAUUAUACAUUAGAUGGUUCAAAACCAGAUGCAUUUAUAACAUUAGCAACACGACGUUCGACUAUACAAUAUAAAAAACCAUUUUAUAUACCAAGAGAUAUAGCUAAUACAGGCAUCACGUGA